AUGGGCUUUUUAUCAACUGUAAAUGGACUUCUUUAGUAGGUUUAAUAGUGAGCUUUUCCCCGAACGAUGCCGUUUUGACCAGAGACGAUCAGACGAACGCGUUCCGGCUUCUUCUCGUCGAGUUCUGAGGUAAAAGUAGGAAGAAGAAGCAUAAGAGAGAGUAAGCAAAGACUGAGAAUGGAAAGCUUGGACACUAAUUUUCCUGUGCGCCAUAGAAAUAUCUCCUUUGAAAGCAAGGGAAACAAGACAGAGAUUGUGAUUUGCAGCUAUGAAGAUCAUAUCCUUGUCAUAGCAACACAGAUUGGAGCCAUGGGAACUAUAUUGCACGCAAGGAAGGAAGAGGGCAUGUCAGUUGAACCAACAUUUAGUGUUUCAGUGAUAUUUGGAAAGCGAGACGAGCCAAUGCUGACAGCAACUGCUCGAAGACUCAUUGAACACAUAAGUUCUAUUGUUCCCUCGAAGCCUCUGGUUCUCUCACUUGGUCUCAAAGAUCAUUCUUCGGAGACAUUGAAGGAAAUAGUAGCGACGGUGAUUGAGAAUCGCCUUUGGUAAUACAUAUUGUUGUCCAGUUAAAGGAUAACGAAAAUUUGUCUUAUAUUUUGUUCUUGGUUGAAAUAAUGAAUAAGGAGUUGUGGAAUCUUUUCUUGUUAAUACAGAUAACAUUGUUUUUGAGAUAGAAAGUUAACCACAA
This is a messenger RNA of Arabidopsis lyrata subsp. lyrata, 691 nucleotides long. Its product is annotated as proteasome assembly chaperone 3. Gene Ontology annotation, biological process: proteasome assembly. NCBI's taxonomy places the organism in Eukaryota, Viridiplantae, Streptophyta, Magnoliopsida, Brassicales, Brassicaceae. The transcript is spliced from 7 exons. The record is from RefSeq and is a predicted model, not a curated record. Bases 178 to 552 code for a protein of 124 amino acids.